CACACGCACCUCCACAACCACGCGGAGGAGGAGGAGGAUCGGAGGAGGAGGCGCACGGAGCUGCCCACAGGCUCUCACUGCGGAACGCGCCUGGCUUCCUCUGGAGAUCACAUUGUGGAUCCUUGAAUCUACAAGCCACCAUCUCCCCAUCUCCACCACCCCCCCACCACCCCACUCGUGGCUGACACUCUCCGUGCGCGUCGUGGAUGGACAUUUGAAUCCAGCAUCAGCACCAGGAGGAAUACCACCCGAGCGCCAGGAGAGAAGGUGGCCGUGCCGGUGGAGGUCUUCACGGACACGACAGGUGGAUUAAUCUGAUUCUUUUUCUUGUGUCUUAUUUUUAUUUUUAUUUUUGGAUGGAGGAGCAAUUGAUGGAUUAAUUUGACGGGGUGGGUGGGGGGGAGACUCACCCCUUUGGAGGGCACCCGAAUGGAGUAACAGGCUGCAAUGUCAUCUCCACCUGGCCGCCUGGAGAGAUGUGUGACGGGAAUGGGAUUAAGUUGAAACACUUUUGGCACCACGCUUGCACCGCCGGCGCCGUGACGAGCAGGACCAAGGAUGGUCGGGGACGGCGGCGGCGGCUACGACGACUACUACUACUGCGCGCCGCCACGGGUCACCACGAAGGCUACCCACGCCUCGCCACGCACAACGGACCCGCAAGAAGAAGGCGCAAAACGGUCGCCGCAGCUCCAAACCUGCCGCAGACGCGCCUUGUGACACCCAAGGUUAUGAUGGGUGCAGUAUGCUGGAUGUUGCUGCUACUCUCCCACAUGGCGUUGCCGGCGGCGUCCCAGAAGCCUCCCGGGCUUAGCGUGGGAGUGGUCAUGGGCCAGACGCGCCCGGUACCCGACCAGGAGCUCCGCCCACCUCGGCGUCCCGAAGACGCUUUGGACGUCUCUGUGGUCCCUCUGAGGAUCAACCAAACAGACCCCAAGUCUGUUAUCACGCAGGUGUGCGAGCUCCUGUCACGUUCUCGUCUCCACGGCAUCGUGUUUGCCGAUGGUACCGACCAGGAGGCCAUUGCUCAGAUCUUGGACUUCCUGUCUGUUCAAACUCAACUUCCUGUCCUGGGAGUGCAUGGAGGCUCGUCUAUGAUUAUGGCCGACAAGGAUGAGAAGUCCACGUUCUUUCAGUUCGGCGCCGCUCUGCAACAGGAAGCUCUGCUCAUGCUGGCCAUCAUGGAAGAAUACGACUGGCACGUCUUCUCUAUCGUCACGUCCAAGUUCCCCGGCUACCAGGAAUUUAUCAGCACGCUGAGAGUCACAGUGGACCACAGCUUCGUGCGCUGGGACCUUCAAAGCGUGGUCACGCUGGACGCUGUGGACGGCGACCCCAACUCCAAAUCUCACAUCGCCCUCAAAAGGAUCCAAAGUCCCGUCAUCCUGCUCUACUGCUCCAAGGACGAGGCCGUGUACAUCCUGGAGGAGGCGCGCUCCUUGGGCCUCAUUGGAGCCGGAUAUAUCUGGAUCGUGUCCAGUCUCACCACCGGAAACCCAGACUUUACACCAGAGGCCUUUCCUCUAGGAAUGAUCUCUGUGUCCUACGACGACUGGGAGUACCCGCUGGAGACACGAAUGCGGGACGGGGUGGGCAUCAUCUCGUCCGCUGCCACCGCCAUGCUGCGGGAGAAGGGUGAACUGCCCGAAGCCCAAAGCAGCUGCUUCAGCACGCCGUCCGACCGCAGCCCAGGGAAGCUGCCGCCCAGCGCCCUGCGCAGACACAUGAUGCACGUGUGGAACGAGGGCAGAGAUCUGUCCUUCACCCCCGAUGGUUACCAGGCCAACCCCAAGUUGGUGGUCAUCGUGCUGAACAGCGAAAGGACGUGGGAGAAGAUGGGCCGCUGGGAGAACGGGACGCUGUCCUUGAUGUUCCCCGUGUGGCCGCGCUACAAUUCGCACGGCGACGAGGACGCCGACGAGAACCACUUGUCCAUCGUCACGCUGGAGGAGAAGCCCUUCGUCAUCGUGGACAACGUAGACAUUCUCACCGGAACCUGCAUGAGGAACUCUGUGCCCUGCCGCAAGCACGUCAAGGACAACAGCACGUCGGGAGGUUCCUACAUCAAGCAAUGCUGCAAAGGCUUCUGCAUUGACAUCCUGAAGAAGAUUGCCAGGAACGUCAAGUUCACCUAUGACCUCUACCUGGUGACCAACGGCAAACACGGCAAGAAGAUCAACAACGUGUGGAACGGCAUGGUGGGAGAGGUGGUGUACAAGAAAGCCGCCAUGGCGGUCGGCUCGUUGACCAUCAAUGAGGAGAGGUCGGAGGUCAUCGACUUCUCCGUGCCCUUUGUGGAGACGGGCAUCAGCGUGAUGGUGUCGCGUAGCAACGGCACCGUCUCUCCCUCUGCCUUCCUCGAGCCCUUCAGCGCCUCUGUUUGGGUGAUGAUGUUUGUGAUGCUGCUCAUCGUCACGGCCAUCGCUGUCUUCCUUUUUGAGUUUGUCUCUCCGCUGGGCUUCAACCGCAACUUGGCCCAAGGCAAAGAUCCUCAUGGUCCAUCAUUCACCAUUGGUAAGGCCAUCUGGCUGCUGUGGGGUCUGGUGUUCAACAACUCAGUCCCGGUCCAGAACCCAAAGGGCACCACCAGUAAGUUCAUCGUGUCGGUGUGGGCCUUCUUCGCUGUCAUCUUUUUGGCCUCGUACACCGCCAACCUGGCCGCCUUCAUGAUCCAGGAGGAGUUUGUGGACCAGGUCACUGGGCUCUCCGACAAGAAGUUCCAGAGUCCUUACUCCUAUUCCCCGCCUUUCCGCUUUGGGACGGUUCCCAACGGCAGCACGGAGCGCAACAUCCGCAAGAACUACCCGGACAUGCACCAGUACAUGACCAAGUACCACCAGAACGGCGUGCAGGACGCGCUGGUCAGCCUCAAGAGCGGCAAACUGGAUGCCUUCAUCUACGAUGCCGCCGUGCUCAACUACAUGGCGGGCCGCGACGACGGCUGCAAGCUGGUCACCAUCGGCAGUGGCUACAUCUUCGCCACCACGGGAUACGGCAUUGCACUGCAGAAAGGAUCCUACUGGAAGCGUCUGGUGGACCUGGCCAUCCUCGGCAUCAUCGGAGACGGUGAGAUGGAGGAGCUGGAAGCCCAGUGGCUGACGGGGAUCUGCCACAACGAGAAGAACGAGGUCAUGUCCAGCCAGCUGGACGUGGAUAACAUGGCGGGCGUUUUCUACAUGCUGGCCACCGCCAUGGGCCUUUCCAUCCUCACCUUCAUCUCCGAGCACCUCUUCUACUGGCGUCUGCGCUACUGCUUCACCGGCGUCUGCUCGGGGCGGCCGGGCCUCCUCUUCACCAUCAGCAGGGGCAUCUGGAGCUGCAUCCACGGCGUUCACAUCGACAUGAAGAAGAAGGCUCCCGAGUUGGACUUCAGUCCUCAGGCCAACAUGUUGCACCUGCUCAAGUCCGCCAAGUCCAUCGCCAUGUCCUCGCCUAAACGCAACACGGUGCUGCUGCAGCCCAGCAUCCUGGACGUGAUGACUGGCAAAGGUAACUCGCUGCAUCUGCCUCAAAAGGGUCCCGGUCUCUAUAGCAACGCUACCGGUCCGCAGGGUUUCCUGUCCUUGUCCGGCCGCCACAAAAACCUCCUCAACAAUGCGGCGCCCUUUCCCGCUCAGCCUAAAGUCCCCGCCCACCAGACCAGCCCCAACAAGCCCCAGCUGUCCAUCACCAACGACAACGGCAAGACCCGCCUCGCCGGACCCGCCUGCCCGCCAUCAAAGCCUCGCGCCCUUUGGAAGAAAAGUGUGGAGACACUCAAGACCCAACCCGGCGUGGCGGCGCCGGGAGCCGGCCCGAGCCCCACAGCGGCACCCGGACCCCCGGCCAUGAAGAGCCAGCGCUACCUUCCUGAAGAGCCUCCGCACUCUGAUAUCUCAGAGUGCUCCAGCCGACCGCCGUCACACAAAGACUCAGACUCCAUGGCGGCGAGGGGAGGGUUCAAGCCCAUCAAUCAGCUGAGGAAGAGGGGAGGCGGAGGCGGAGGAGGAUCCAAGAUUUACUCCAUAGACUCGGACCAGGCCAGCCUCCAGUCCGCUCCGCCGUACCAGCGAGACAGCCAAGGGGGCAGUGACGACCACACGUACCCGCCCGACCUCUUCCCCCCAGACAGCACGUACUCGCACAAAGCGGACACGCCCAUCCUGCAGCUGAGCGCCACUUUGCUGCACCACAGUCACAGCGCAGAGGCCGACCUCCACUCCAUGAAGGACAAAAAGUACAGCACCUACACACACAGCAGUGUAAAGGACAAGUCCGGUGGUUCCUUCGACGCUCCAAGCUCAGGGGUGAGCUCUCAGGGCAUCCGCCCAGGCCACUGCCGCUCAUGCCUGACCAAGCUAAGCGGCUACUCCGGCCUCUACACAGUCCGCUCUCCGCAGGCUCGCUGCGACGCCUGCGCCCACCUGGGCAACCUGUACGACAUCAGCGAGGACCACCUGCACUACUCGCACGGUGGCGACAUGUUUGCCCACUUCCUGCCCCAGAGCCAGCUGGGCCUGGUGGGCGAGGGGGACGACUUGGUCAGCCACUUUGAACCCACUCCGUCGUCGCCGUCCGCGCUUCCCGCCUCCUCGUCGGCGCAGCACCUGCAGCUGAGUCGGCAGCACUCCUACGAGAACGUGGUUCCUGAUGGCGUUCCCGAGCGGCAGCCUCACCUGCGCGGCUUGAGUCUACCCGACAGGGAGCGGGAGCUGACCCUAGACGAGGGGGCGUAUGCUAACGUCCUCACUAUGCGCUCUGACCGCCCGUUCAGCGGCCGCAGCCCACCGUCACCGUCCCCCUCCCACCAUCCCAGCUUGGAUGCUCCCAUGCCCCUUCCCCGUCGCUCCAAGAGCCUCUUCCCCGAUCGCCCCUCCCACAACCCCUUCCUGCAGUUGGCCCCGGUUCAGCGGGAGACCGCCUCUCAUAGCGCCCCUCGCAUGUCACAGAGAAGCUCCGCCCUCGAGCUCUACAAGCAGCGCAUGCCGCUGUCGCUCACCCUCGGCAACCACGGUGGCCACCACGCCAACCAGCACCAUGUCGACCCGCAGGUCUUCUACCCUCAGCAAGAGCCCCCGGUGGUGGCCUACAUGGUCCCGCCCGCCGCCGCCCAGCCCAUGAGCUACGUGACGGCGCCGCGAGCUUCCAGUGCUGGUGGGAACAGGCCCCGCCUCUACCGCCGCAUGCCUAGUAUCGAGUCUGAUGUGUGAGACUAGCACUUCCUGUCACUGACACGCGUCUCCAAAAAGGCGGGGUGUUUGAGCGAAUCAGGCAACAUGAAAUGACCUUCCAAGGCAGAUGGAAUUCUGUCCGCCCCCACACCUCCUCCCCCCACCGGCUUCUCUGAGUCACGGGGAGCCGCCCAGCCCCGCACUUUUUUUUUUUGUUUGCUGUGUGUGCACCUCAAUUUCAACCCUCUGCAGCCAACAUGUGUCUUCUACGAGCACACAUGGAGCCCCGUAGGACUCGAACCCGCGGGAGGACUUCACGUGGCGGCUCGGUUGGCAGGGUGUCCACAUCCCAACACACACACACACAUUGUGUAAACACACAGGGAUAGACUGUUUGAUAACGUUGAUGUCAGCUAAUUGAACAUUCCAAAAAAAAGGGGGGGAGGGCGGUCCCAAAUGGCCGCCAAUCAAAUCCUCUCAGGAUGAGAGUGUGCGUUCUGAGUGUUCCAAGAAGGACACACACACACACAUAAUUUAGCAUCCUAGCUUCCUUCCUCUCUUAGCUCCUAGCCUUUCAGGUCACACACUGCAUGCUUCCUAAGGCCCUGACCUACGCUCACACACUGAUGCAGGGUCAUAUGUGCACACACACACACACAUGCACAGCAGUGGAGGAUGGCUCCUUACAGUGUGUGUAUGUGUGUGUGUGUGCGCGUGUGUGUGUGUUGAUGCUCUUUGUGCACUUUGUACAUUUUAUAACUUGCCACCAAACACAAACCAAAAAAACACUUUUUUAUACUCAGAAUUCCCUGGAUGAUUUGAUGUCUUCUGCUAUUUUUCUUUUCUUUCUCGGGUUCCUUCGCCUUCACGAGUGUUGGAUAACGAGUACAGUGUCAUAGAUAUUGAUAUGAUUUUAUUCCCAGCCCCUCCCACUUCCUUUAGCGGCUUCAUGCUGUCAUGUUAUGAGUAGAUUAGCGGUGGAUUGAAGGUCAGUGGUGCACUUUGUUUACAUCGUCGGCAUUGGAUUCGGGCACAUUGUUUACGUUGUGCUGCGGAAGAUUCAAGCGUUUUCCUGGUCUUUCCAUCAGAAUUUUCAACAAAUUUUGGGGAGACGGGGGGGGAUCUGGUGUAAAGACCCGACCGCGUACUGUGGUGCAACCGUGUUAUUUUACAGGUGUGCUUUUAUUUUGAAGGCCAACAGGACGUGUUAAGGCAAUGUUGUCAGGCAGAAUGCUGGAAAAUACCGGAAACUACGUAAAGGAAUUGAUAAAAAGGAAGGUGAGGGUGGCAGGUAUGGAUGAAUUUCCAAGCUGUGUCCCACCUGAGGCUCGGUGCAUCAAUCCCAGAGAGAGUUAGCAGUUGUUUAACUCGUGCUGUGUCUCAAAUGUCAGUUUAACUCCGUACACCUAUGGUCUCUUGUGACCACCCCCAGGGCACACACCCAUUGGAAGACAUUUCAGCUUUUAUUUUCAGGUACAGUCAUUCUUCACUACAUCUAAAUUGCCGUUUGAACAUUGCUUGCUUACACUAUUGCAUUUUUUUGAAUUAUUAUUGAAUAAUUAAUCGCUAAUUAAUUGUUAAUUAUGGCCUAUUCUUAUUCUAUUUAAAAAUAUGCAAAUUGUGCAAACUGUAUUUUUGCUGAAGAAGGGGAUUUUCAAGCAUAAAAAUGUCAAAAUUAACUGAAUUACGUUAUUUAGACGGCUGCACAGUGGUCAAGUGGUUAGCGCGCAGACCUCACAGGUUUUCUCCGGGUACUCCGGUUUCCUCCCACAUUCCAAAAACAUGCUAGGUUAAUUGGCGACUCCAAAUUGUCCAUAGGUAUGAAUGUGAGUGUGAAUGGUUGUUUGUCUAUAUGUGCCCUGUGAUUGGCUGGCCACCAGUCCAGGGUGUACACCCGCCUCUCGCCCGAAGACAGCUGGGAUAGGCUCCAGCACCCCCACGACCCUUGUGAGGAUAAGCGGUAGAAAAUGAAUGAAUGAAUGAAAAAAAUGGCAAAAUUCACUGAAAUACGUCAUUGAGAUGGCUGCAUGGUGGUCGAGUGGUUACUGCGCAGACCUCACAGCUUGGAGACUUGAGUUCAAUCCCACCCUCGGCCAUCUCUGUGUGGAGUUUGCAUGUUUUCCCCGUGCAUGCGUGGGUUUUCUCCGGGUACUCCGGUUUCCUCCCACAUUCCAAAAACAUGCUAGGUUAAUUGGCGACUCGAAAUUAUCCAUAUGUAUGAAUGUGAGUGUGAAUGGUUGUUUGUCUAUAUGUGCCCUGUGAUUGGCUGGCCACCAGUCCAGGGUGUACCCCGCCUCUCGCUUGAAGACAGCUGGGAUAGGCUCCAGCACUCACUGCAAGGAUAAGCGGUAAAAAAUGAAUGAAUGAACAAAUGAAUGUCAUUAAGACCACCACUCAACUUAUGAGUGUAGUACUCCACAUUGGUCACUAGGUGUCAGUAAUUGUUUGGCAAGACAAGCACCAGCUUUAAAUGAUCUCUGGCACAGUAAUGAUCAUAACAAUAACUCGGGGUACCAUUGUGGCCCACCAUAGCUCACAACAAGCGAAAACUCUUUACUGAACUUGGACAAAUGAUUGACCUGGACGCAAAAAAAGCGGGAUUACUUAUCUGGAUGCACAACUUAAAAGAUAGAACCCAUUUUUCAUGUGAGCAAAAGUAUCGGGACAUGUGAGUGACAGUCUGUGCUCCAUUUCAGAUUGGCUUGGAUGGGUUUUUGCUUGUGUCGACUGCAAUUAGUGGUGAAAACAACAUGAAAACCACUGCAUGAAAUCUUGGGAUAUGGUUUGUUAUGAAGUACUAUGGAGAUAAAAAUGCUGAAAGACGGCCAUAUUUGAAUGGUCAUUAUCUGGGAAGGACCCCAGCCCUCAGUUCGGACACAGCUUCAGAGUGGACCAAUCGUGUUCCUCAUAUCGACUGACUGCUUUUUCAAUUUCAUUGAAUUCUCCCAUGCGUUAUAUUUGAUCUUAUGUUCCAACAUGGCUGCACAGAAGCGGCCCAUCGGUCCGCUGAGCCGGUUUGUGACUUAUAUGCAUAAUAUCAGGUUGCAAUAUUUAUUUAUUUAUGUACAGAGACUUUUUUUCCGGUUAGUUAUUUAGUUUUUUCUUCCAAAUAUUUGGUUUAAUGAGUGGGAUUAGAAUGGUACCAAGUGGCGUCUUCACUUCAAUAACAGCUUUUUUGUUCCUCGGAUGACAGCAAACUGGCAUGUUUUGGAUUCUUCUGUGACUUUUUUUUUUCUUUUUCAUUUUGGAUUUUAUGAUUUUUAUUCCACCCCUCCACCCCCGCUGUGAUGUGGGAAAAGUAGACCUGCGUCGCCGGGGCGGCCUUAUCGGCAUCAAUGAGGAGUCCGGUCUCAGCGGUUCCGAGUGCGCCCACCAACUUCUCUUUCACUACGAGUCUGUGCUGUUUUACUUGUGUGUGUGUGUGUGUGUGUGUGUGUUUUACACUGAGCAGGCAUUUAUAUAAGACAAUGGAUGAAGAGUGUGUGCGUGUACUUUUCUGUUCUCUCUUCCCUUCAUCCCACUCAUAACUUUUGACCCAUCUCAUGUAACACACACACACACACUUCCACACACAUACACAGUAGUGUGUGUGUGUGUGUUGUGUGUGUUGUUGAGUUUCGUACCAUCACUCCAGAUUUUUACACUUUUUUUAAAAACUUGCAUGACCGUGCUCGUGCUUCUGGUGGUUUCUCUUUUUGCUGCAGCACCUCCCCGAAGGUCACAUGACCGUAUCACACACACACACACCAACGCAGCACACACACACACACACACACACACACAGACACACACAAAAAACACACACUGAUGCUGGACUGGAGCUGGAACUGGACCCCUCCCCCGCAGGACGGUGCAAUGAGGGAAAUGAUGUUUCCGAGUGGGCACGGUAUGUUGGGCCCCAAUCGUGCACGGGUGGUGGGUGGUGUGUGUGCGUGUGUAUGUGUGUGUGUGUGUGUGUGUGCGCACGCAUCGGUGUGUGUUCCCUUGGGUCUGUGCUGUGUGCUCACUUGUGUAUAAGUUCAGGGGUUUCUAAGCUACUAGUUGUGUUGUACAUAAAACUUGUCACUCAGUACCUCUGUACAAUGUGUAAAUAAGUAAAGGUUACAUUUUUCUACUCGCCCGACUCUUUCAUUGGACUUUAUGUGCUGUGGAAGUAUCGUCCACUCAUACUCCACCUGUGUCAUCUUCUGUCAUGUUCACUUCUUUUAUCACUGAGGCUCUUUGUGGAUCAUCCUGUCUGGAGCUCAUGAUGCCGUGCCAACGUCCUGUUA
Messenger RNA from Doryrhamphus excisus (bluestripe pipefish), 9421 nucleotides. It is a transcript of the gene grin2ab, whose product is annotated as glutamate receptor, ionotropic, N-methyl D-aspartate 2A, b. Gene Ontology annotation, cellular component: membrane. Gene Ontology annotation, biological process: monoatomic ion transport. Gene Ontology annotation, molecular function: signaling receptor activity; ligand-gated monoatomic ion channel activity. NCBI's taxonomy places the organism in Eukaryota, Metazoa, Chordata, Actinopteri, Syngnathiformes, Syngnathidae. The record is from RefSeq and is a predicted model, not a curated record.